This is a messenger RNA of Spodoptera exigua (beet armyworm), 205 nucleotides long. The record is from the annotation of a GenBank genome assembly. NCBI's taxonomy places the organism in Eukaryota, Metazoa, Arthropoda, Insecta, Lepidoptera, Noctuidae.
UCAAACUUAUAAUUAGAAAUUAUAAGUCCAGGUUUCCUCACGAUGUUUACCUUCACCGUUUGUCAGUGGUGUCUAAAUAAUCAUACUUAUAAUCAGACUACGAAAAAGUCACAUUGGUACUUGCUAGGCAUGAGAAGCGGGCUCCUUAACCUCCGGGCCACCACGACCAAUCAGUGCAGUCAUAGUUACCUACAUAAAUAGAUUA